This is a messenger RNA of Rana temporaria (common frog), 1937 nucleotides long. It is a transcript of the gene HSDL2, whose product is annotated as hydroxysteroid dehydrogenase like 2. Gene Ontology annotation, cellular component: mitochondrion. The transcript has 12 exons. The record is from RefSeq and is a predicted model, not a curated record. Bases 108 to 1418 code for a protein of 436 amino acids. Lineage: Eukaryota; Metazoa; Chordata; Amphibia; Anura; Ranidae.
AGGUGAAGUGAGGUGAUCAGCUAUUGGUUGUGAUGCUGCACCCACGUUUUACGUGACAGCCUCCAGGGUCAGUGUGCUUUAGUCCAUCUGGAAGUAGGUGACCGGUCAUGAUAUUCAGACUGACAGCAGCCAGCAGCCACCUCGGCUAUUGCAGACUUGGAAGAAGUUUGUAUUCACACACAGCCACCAUGCUGCCAAAUACAGGGAGACUUGCUGGAUGCACUCUCUUCAUCACCGGGGCCAGUCGCGGUAUUGGAAAAGCGAUUGCUCUGAAAGCUGCAAGAGAUGGUGCCAAUGUGGUUAUAGCGGCAAAGACUGCAGAACCACACCCUAAGCUACCAGGAACAAUAUAUACGGCAGCUGCGGAAAUUGAAGCGGCUGGUGGAAGGGCCUUGCCUUGCAUUGUUGAUGUGAGAGACGAACAACAAAUCAGUGAAGCUGUGGAGAAAGCAGUGAGCACAUUUGGAGGUAUAGACAUCUUGGUUAACAAUGCCAGUGCAAUCAAUUUGACUAAUACUUUAGACACUCCAAUGAAGAAAGUGGACCUUAUGAUGGGAAUCAACACUAGAGGAACGUAUCUCGCAUCAAAAGUGUGCAUCCCACACCUAAAAAGAAGUAAAGUGGCACACAUUCUAAACCUUAGUCCUCCACUCAACUUGAAUCCAAUUUGGUUUAAGAAUCACUGUGCAUAUACCAUUGCAAAGUAUGGAAUGUCUAUGUGCGUUUUGGGGAUGGCUGAGGAAUUUAAAGGAGAAAUUGCUGUCAAUGCUUUGUGGCCUAAAACAGGUAUACAUACAGCUGCUAUGGAUAUGCUGGGAGGAUCUGGGGUAGAGAAGCAAUGCAGAACAGCUGACAUCAUGGCCGACGCUGCAUACUCCAUUUUAACGAAACCUAAGAGCUACACUGGAAAUUUUGUAAUUGAUGAAGAGCUACUAAGGACUGAAGGAAUAAAGGAUUUUGAUGUCUAUGCAGUGUCUCCAGGGCAUCCUUUGCUUCCUGACUUUUUCUUGGAUGAAAGCCCAGAUGUUGUCACCAGUAAAUUGGAGGAGCUGGGUGAGGGAAAAACAUCAUCAAACAUCCAAAGUCCAGUGGAGGAUACAUUUAAAGCCAUUGGAAAAUCAAUUAAUGAAGAUGCUGUAAAGUCUGUUCAAGGCAUCUAUCAAUUUGUACUUUCAGGGGCAGAACAAGGCACAUGGUAUAUGGACCUGAAAAAUGACAAGGGUGCAGUUGGAAAAGGGGAACCACCUAUAAAAGCUGAUGUGGUGAUGAGCUUGGACAGCGAAGACUUUGUGAAAAUGUUUACAGGGAAACUAAAGCCAACAAUGGCAUUCAUGGGAGGAAAGCUGAAGAUCAAAGGCAAUAUGGCUCUAGCAAUGAAACUGGAGGCGCUUAUGGGCCGACUGAAUUCCAAGCUGUGAUUGUCAGAAACAUCUAUGUUAACACUAAAGACACAAUCCUGAAAAAAGGGUCUGCUGGAAGUUUUGGCAUAGUUAUGCACUUAAAGCACGAUUUUAUAUCAUAAUAUAAAUAUAAAUAUUGUAAUUGGUAAAUGUACCUCAUGCAGAUGUAGGAUCUGAAUUUCACUUUGCAUGUAAUCUGAUUGCGAUGUUGCCUUAUUAAAAAUGUGAACUGACUGACAUGGUUCAAAAAUCAAUGCCUUUAAAUAAGCAAAAGCUAUUGUAUAAUAUUGACUCCACGAAACACAAAUAGAAUAUACAACAUUUUAUAUCUACUAAGCCUCAAUGCAUUUUACUAGUAUAUAACAGUAGGUGAAAACAAGUAAAAUUAAUUAAAGGCAUAUUCAACACCAGAGCAACCAGUAAUGCAUAAGGGUUUGUAUACCUAAGGAAUGUUUAAGUGGUGCACAUUUGAGAUAAUUUGUACAUUUUAUACAGAACUUUUCAAACAAUAAAAGAGUAAUAAAGUUUAAAAAUGUU